Molecule: messenger RNA, 1122 nt
Organism: Penicillium macrosclerotiorum
Lineage: Eukaryota; Fungi; Ascomycota; Eurotiomycetes; Eurotiales; Aspergillaceae
Product: putative integral membrane protein
Exons: 5
Coding region: 1-1122 (373 amino acids)
Source: RefSeq, a predicted model, not a curated record
AUGGCCGCUAUAUCACUGAGGGAUUCCUCCGACAGCACGGAAUAUUUGCAGCAAUCUAGAGUUGCUUCAAUCAUUGUGUGCAAUGCUGUACUUAUCGCAGCCUCGACAGUGGGACUUCUUGUACGACUGUUUGUGAGAAUUCGAUACCUGAGCGGGAUCGACCUCGAUGAUGUCUUCUGUGCGAUCGGCUGGGUAUUGACACGAUACGGGUAUGGAAGACAUGUCGAUACCAUUCACGAUGACAACACAGUAAAUAUGUUUCUCAAGCUCGAUUUUGUCACCGAAAUCAGCUACCUUCUCUCGCUCGGAGCCAUCAAGAUCUCAUUUUGCCUCUUCUACCUCAAGAUCUUCCCGGGCCACAAGUUCAAAAUAUUCUGCUACUGUUUGAUCGGAUUGUUAGUUGCCGAGACUACUGAAGAAACCUUUGUCGUGAUCUUCCAAUGCUGGCCCAUCCGGAAGGCGUGGGAUUCCGUCGGUACCGUGGAGGGCAAAUGCCUGUCCCUUCUAGGGUUCUAUUACAUCUCGUUUGGUAUUCGGCUGGCGACGGAUAUUGCGCUCUUUACGCUCCCUAUCCCUAAGCUGCUACAACUUAAAAUGACCAUUGGCAAACGAGCCGGCCUGAUUUUCAUGUUUGGGCUUGGUGUUUUAGUCGUAGUGACCAGUAUUAUCCGGGCUACGUACCUCAAUAACUUCUCCACUGAUCACACAUGGGAACUUGUGAACCCACUCAACUGGUCGUCAGUUGAGCUUGGAGUGGCUAUCUUCAUCGCUUGUUUCCCAUCUUUCAAAGCUCUGGUCACCUUCCAGUUCCCCUCUCUGCGCCGUUUCUUGGGUCUGUCCAGCAACCGCAGUUAUGCGGGUCGGUACGAACUCUAUGGAGCCUCGGGUCGCCGUACGGAUGAUCCUCGAUCUUGGGCCGGUACCAGACGGACCCACGUUGGCGAGACAAAGCUGGGCAACACCACCACCCACACUCAAACUGAGGUCGAAGCGAGCCGAAACGGCUCCGAAGAACGCAUCAUCUCAUCGUCGUCUCCAGUGGGGAUUCAGGUGACCACGGACGUGAGCGUGAAUCGAUCUUCGGAAAGACCGAGCGAGCAGCACUGGCCACUCCAUGUCUAA